Messenger RNA from Morone saxatilis (striped sea-bass), 5606 nucleotides. It is a transcript of the gene lmo7a, whose product is annotated as LIM domain 7a. The record is from RefSeq and is a predicted model, not a curated record. Gene Ontology annotation, biological process: regulation of signaling; regulation of cell adhesion. Lineage: Eukaryota; Metazoa; Chordata; Actinopteri; Moronidae. Gene Ontology annotation, molecular function: protein binding. The transcript has 32 exons. Bases 498 to 4886 code for a protein of 1462 amino acids.
GUGCUCAGCAGUCCACGGACUUCAAAUUGUUAAGAUUUGGUCCUGAGGAAUAGCAAAGCGAGAACAUUCUGCUGCCUGUUGUGAUUCUGUGUAGCAUUAUAUACCUGGGCUACUGCAGUGCACUGUACGGACAGCAGAUUGGAAAAAAACAACCUGGGAUCGAAAUAAUCCCCUAGAGGCUUUGAAAAACAGCGAACUGGAGUGUUCACCUGGAAGAAGCAGCUCAGGGGGACCCGUGGGUGGUCCUCGGACCGCACUUUGGAAACCCUCCAAACCACAGCCUCCCAACUCACGCAGUUUAAACUUGAUGAAAAGAGAAUCCCUCCUGUCUGUGCCUCGACCAGGUCCACUUUGAAGACUCGUUGGAUCGCUGCAUAGGUGGAGCAGACCGAACAGUGCGUGGAAAUACUGUAAGGAAACCAACCCACAGGUGUGUCGGAUGAAAGAACAGGAACCGAUUUGGCCCGCCGGUGCAGCUCGGAUAAUAAGUUUGUGUGAUGGAGUGGCGUGAACAGUCCGCCGUCAGCAGCGACGAAGCCUACUUGGAGGCGCAGAGGUGGAUUGAGGCAGUAACCAAGAAAAAAUUUGGGAGCAACGACUUCCGAUCAGCACUGGAGAAUGGCGUUCUGUUGUGUGAUCUGAUCAACAAGAUCAAGCCUGGUAUUAUCAAGAGGGUUAACAGGCUGCCCACACCUAUAGCCGGACUGGACAACCUAAACGUCUUCCUCAAGGCCUGCGGGAAGCUUGGACUAAAGGAAGCACAGCUCUUUCACCCCGGAGACCUUCAGGACUUAUCCACAAGAGUUACAGUCAAGCAUCAAGAGACCAACAGGAGGCUGAAAAAUGUGUUGAUCACCAUUUACUGGCUGGGUAGAAGAGCUCAGUGUGACCGCUUCUAUGAUGGACCUUACCUGAAUUUUAAGGCAUUCGAGGGAUUAUUGGGCACAGCACUAUACAAGGCUCUGCAGGAAACGUCCAGUCAGAAAGGCAGCAACGUCAGGGACAGCGGUUUUGGAGAUAGCUGGUACUCAGAGCGAGAGGAACUCUACCAUCAGAGAGGAGGAGGAGGAGGAGGAGGAGGAGGCGGAGGCGGACACAAGAGAGACGACUCCCUGGACAGCUUGGACUCUUUGGGCUCUCGACCCCACAGCAUCUCAUCUGACACCACUCUUAAAGGCAGCAGCGAGGGUUGUAGCAGUGACACUGAGGCAGACUCUGUCUUCAGGAUGGCUGAUAACAAGGACACUCUCAGUUACCGCCGGUCGGUAUCCAUCACACCCAAGGCCAGCACCCAGUUUAACCAGUUCCUGCCCACUAAAGACAAGGCCUCAGGCUACGUCCCUGCUCCACUAAGGAAGAAGCGGGCUGAACGCAAUGAGGACAGUCGGCGCAGCUGGGCCAACCCCACAUACGCAGAGGAUGAAGGCACACUCACCAGACAGCGCCAAAUGCGACAGAGUAUCGACGGGAGUAAAUCAACAAGCGACAUCCAAGUUGACCCCGCCAUCAUCCGGCAGGUUCGCUACGAAGAGCUGCAGAAGUAUCGUGAGCAGAUAAAGGACAGCGAUGAUCAGUGGCAGGACGACCUGAGCAAAUGGAAGAACCGACGCAGGAGUGUCAACUCUGAUAUAGUGAAGAAGAAAGAGGAAAGAGAGAAGAUAGAGCAGAUCACAUACGGCAGCGACAGAAGGUCCAAGACCUUCAAGGAGAUGCAAGAGGAGAGAGAAAAUAAAGGAACAAACAGUGUUGGCGGUCGUCUCAAAUCUCUCUCCUACCUGGACGACGAGGAGGACGUAUUUGAGAAACCUGUCAUUUCCCCCCGUACCCGAACCCUUCCUCCCAGGAGCUACACUAUUGACACUCCUUACUACUCCUCUCAAACCCCUGAGCCAUCUCUGAAAGAGGACAAACCCCCCGUUGCUUCCCCAGCUACUGACACGGCCGAUUCCCCUCCCACCUCACAGGAAGCUGACAGGGACAGUCCUGCAGGCAGCGACGCCACGACCAUCAUCACUCCCACCAGCCGCAGCUCUUUCCACAGAUCCCAGUCUCCUGUAGCUGCACCUCCGAUAAAGAGGAAUCCAGUCUCAGAACACACCAGCACAGUCAAGACAGAGGAGACCACAACCAUUGUCUCCUCUUCUAGCUCCAUGCAAAAGGUGCCCGAGCCAAGGCGCCCAUUGUCGGGCACACAGGCUGAGGCCCCUUCCUCUGGUUCUCUUUACAAACAACAACCACAGCUCAGCUCAAUGGAACAGAAGCCUCCCGGGGUGUCUCGGGUUUCUGCCUCCCUCCCCAGGAGCUACCAGAGAUCGGAUAGCGCACGUCUAACCUCAGUUGUCACACCAAGGCCCUUCGGGACCCAGACGUCCCGCCUCACCUCACUUCCCCGAGCCUUUACAAUGGACGACUCUCACAAGCGUCUCAAUGGCGAUGUCAAUGAUUCCAAGAAGUUGUCCGUGCCGAGCCGCUAUCACCAGUUCAUGACCUCUGAGGAUGAGGCUCGCUCUCAGUCCAGCUCGGCCCACAGUAGUGAAGACGAGAAGGAGGAGGAGGAAAAAGGGGAAACCCUAUCGAAGAGCGUCACCUCUACUCAGAGUGUUUCACCUGUCCUUCCUCAGGUCAAGAGUGAAGCCACAGUCAGCCCUGCUCCAGCCAAAGAAACCAGCCAGGAGAACUACUGUGAUAUGCGGAUCAGCCUGAACCAGAAGCCCAACAGCAGCCGAGACUUUGGCUUCCAGGCAGCCUGGGACUCAACUGGAGCUCGUGUCACAUCCAUCCAGCCAGGCACCCAGGCAGAGAUGUGCCAGCUUCAAGUUGGAGAUGAGGUGCUGACGGUGAACAGACAGCAGGUGGCAGAAAUGAGCUACACAGACUGGAAGUCCUGCAUGGAGGAGGCUCUGCAGGAGGGCAGUCUGGUCAUGGAUAUACGUCGUCAUGGCAAGAACAACUGGGACAGAGAUCAACCUUCCCUGCCAUUUAAAAGCCAUAAGACCAUCAAUCUGACCAGUACGGAUCAUCCGAUACUUCUAGGUUCCUCUGACACAAACACUGUCAACUCCAGCCUGGAUUUCACCUCACCCAUUUCCAGAGAAACGCCCCCGUCCAUGUCAGAGGCCCCUGCCCAGCCAGCCAUCGAUGUGGCUUCAAACGGAGUUAAUGGAGGUUUCCGUGAGGAGUCGGUGACCAUGAGGAACAAAGAGUCAGAAACCAUAUCUUUGAAAAACUUAAAACGGAGGUCAGAGUUUUUUGAAAAAGGUGGCUCAGGGUCCAGUGUCAGUGCGCUGGUCUACCUCUGUGGAGGAUCAGAGUCUGCAAUGCCAGAUAUACCUGUUCCUGCAAUCACUCCAUCUUCCAGCCGCUGGUCUUGGGACCCAGAGGAGGAACGCAGAAGACAAGAGAAAUGGCAGAAGGAGCAGGAGCGCCUCCUACAGGAGAAAUACAAGCGCGACCAGGAGAAACUGCAGGAGGAGUGGCUAAAGGCUCAGGAGGAGAUUACCAAGACAGCAGACCCACAAGAGCCCGGGAGCCUGGAGGUGAACAGCCACAGCAUCAGCCCACACUCGCCCCUCUCUCCCGUCAACCAGCCCGCCUCUCCUCCGUGGGAGGAGGAAGAGAGAAAGAGGAAGGAGGAGCAGGAGCGCCAAAGACAGGCGGAGGAGAGAAGGAGGAGGGAAGAGGAGGAGCGGGAGCUGCAGCGUCUCCAGGAGGAGAGGCAGAGGAAAGAAAGGCAGGAGGAGGAGGAGCGGAAGAGGAGGGAGGAGGAAGAGCUGAGAUGGCAGAGGAGGAGAGAGGAGGAGAGGGAGGAGGAGAGGAGGCGGCAGGAAGCCUUCGAGCAGCAGCGCAGAGAGCGAGAGAGAGCCUUCGAGCAGCAGCAGCAGUGGACUGGGGGCUCCCAUGGCUUUGCCAAUGUCCAGCCUCCACUGUCCUUUACAGACAGGAUUAAAUCUAAAUCAUCUCCCCAGCUCGAUGAGGAGGAAAAACCUCAGUGGAAAGGUGUGCAGCCGGGGGGCAUGGCUCACUGGCUGCUGGAAGAGAAGUUGAGGAGUGCGCGUGACAGAGAGGCCCAGAGUCAGAGGGCCACAUCUGAGCUGGAGAUGGAGAGGAGAAACAUCCUCAAUGCCAUGAGAUACAGAGAGCCAGAAAGAGUGACAGGCGGUGGAGUGGGUGAGAAGAAGGGUCAGCAGCCCGCGUCGCAGGCAGAGGCGGAGCGGCAGCAGAUCUUGAACGAGAUGAAGAAGAAGACUCCGCUGCUGACUGACGGCAGCUGGAUCCGCCAGCGUGCCUCCAACCCCGUCAAGGAGAGCGAAGUGCCGCCCAUGCGCAGAGGCGAGUCUCUUGACAACUUGGACGCCUCCAACUCCUGGCGCUCGUCGUGGACACCCAGGAGCAACUCUUAUAUCCAAAACUACACCCGGCCUCAGUCUGCCCUUUCUGGCAGCACUUCCUUUUAUGGUGGUGGGUUGGGGGCCCAGCGGCCCGGCUCCUCCACUCUGCCUUCCUCCUACUCUAUGGGCUCCCUCCGAGGUGGGGCAGGAACCCCCUCGUCACCUUGGUCCCGGCAGUCACCUUCCCCCUCACCCUCCUCUCCUUCACCCACCCCCUCUCCAGAGCCCACGUCUGAGGCAGGCGCCCCUCAGCAGCGGAACAGGUCAGUGAGUGGCAAGAAAAUCUGUACGUUCUGUGACGCCCCGCUGGGAAAGGGAGCAGCCAUGAUCAUCGAGUCCCUUGGGCUCUGUUAUCAUUUGACCUGUUUUAAGUGUAUCGACUGCAAGUCUGACCUCGGAGGAUCGGAAGCCGGGGCUGAAGUCAGAAUACGAAACAAACAGCUCUACUGUAACUCCUGCUACAUGCGAUUCAAAAGUAGCCAGCCAACCGCUAUGUGACAUGACUGUACUCCAGCAGAUUGAUGAAGAAACUACUUGUGACAACAACCCAUGAACAUUAAACUGAACAUUGAAGCCAUUGCAAAUAGAUGGGACACUUGGUUUGGACAUACUUUCAUUUACGACUAAUAAAUUACUCUAAGUUGACUCACUGAUGAGAAUUGUAUUUGUGUGUUUUCAGUGUGUGAUUGAGAGGGUAAGCUUGCAAAGACGUUAUCUACUUUCAUGUGUUUAUUUCAUAUUAAGUAUUAACAGUUGUACAAAGUGUAAGGGUUCUGCAUGCACCAGAGUUUUUAAAUGUUUUAGUCAUGAAACUAGUCAAAACGUUAAAUCAUCUAUAAGAUUAUUGAGGCAAAUCUUUGUAAUGACCUUCACUGAGACAGAUUUAAGAGAUACUGAGAAAGUUUUAAAGGAACCCUACAGGAUCAUCUUCUCUUCAUGCUUCUAUUUCCGCUUGUGGUAUUAACACGUUUUGUCGACCAAGCUGUUCUUAUCAUGUCUAUGUGCCUUUUUUUGCCGUUUGUAACAGGGAGAAGUAAUUAAGAUUGUUAGAAUUCUUUCAAAAUAUAUUUAAAAAUGUCUGCUUGGAUAGCACUUGUCUGCAGUUUUCACUGAUAGAUGGAGGAUUGUACACAUUAGCAGGUUACCGUGUGAAGAAUAUAUACUGAAUGGCAUUAAGGCGAACAGUAACAUUUGUAAAUAAAAUGACUAAAUGCUCAA